CUGCUGAGCCAGAUUUUAAUGACUGUAAAUGUUAUAAUUUUUCCUAUUCAAUAGUAUCUGUGUACACAUCAGAUGACUUUUACCACGAAGACGAUGCAUUUAGCGAAUAUUUCUGAAGCAUGUAUCGAAACAGUAUCCGAUUCUAUUGAGUAGUAUCGUCUCUACUACAACAGCACUACUUAAGGUAGUUCGACCUCAUGUGGUGGAGUCUUAUUGUCGUCGAUGUUGUCUUCAGGAGGUACAAGGCGUAAGCAGCUCUACAAAACUCGUGGCCCUUUAACUGACAUCUUGGCCAUCAAUGGAUUAUUUCCCGAAGAAAACAGACGUGAAGUUGAACAAGAUAUCGCCAACCAAAAAUAUGUCUAUUGGAGAUUGAAAGAAAUCAAAGAAGAGUUGAUGGAUCCCAAAUUUCACCGAAUUUUGAAGCGUUUCUCAACUCUGUUUCGUACCCCUGAGAAUAUUAUUUUUCGAUGGUUCUUUUUCUGCAAAUUCACUAGAAGAAGUCAGAUGGAUCGAAUUACUAAGCUUGCAAGGCUUAACAAGAAUGAAAAACUAACAGAUGGUUUCGUUUCAAUCUACGAACAUCGAUCCAUUACAAAAUAUAACAAAAAUGAACUUAUGGAAAAGAUUGCGGGAACUGAGAGAAACUACGGCGGCAAGGAUAGUUGUUUAUUCGAAAAACUCAAACGAGAUCUGAAACUUAUACAUUCGGAUGAAAUUCAAGUAAUUAAAGAUGAACUUAUAACAGAACUCAUAGAUCUGAAACCGGCUUUGGCAGUUGAAUUACGCGCUAUCAGACCGCUUGAUGCCAGCAAAUUUAGAACAAAAAUUUCUAUCCCUAAAUUAGCUGCUGAAGACGAAGACAUUUUUACCCAGCCAUAUACUUUCGGUUUCUUCUGGAAUAAAAGUCGUUUCCAUAAACCGCUUCCAUUCCACAUUAGGAAGUUAGAGCCACUUGACAUUGAAUCUUUACCGUAAAGGAAUUGAUAACUUAAACAGUACAGUGCUUUAUGGUUAUUUUUCGAGAAUCUGGUUCAUAUGAAACAGUAAGACCUUGGAAACAUUCAGAGAUACGAAAUCAACAGAAUUCUCAGCCCAAGUAUCAGUGACGUCCAGAAACAGUUUAAUAUAGUGAAGAAAUAUCUGAUGAUGAAGAAGAAGAAGAGCAUAAAGCAGACACAGCAGAGAUGACAAUGAAAGUAAUAACUAUAACUGAAACAAUACUGA
Octopus sinensis (East Asian common octopus) is the source of this 1227-nucleotide messenger RNA. RefSeq lists its product as uncharacterized. The record is from RefSeq and is a predicted model, not a curated record. The transcript is spliced from 3 exons. The coding region runs from base 223 to 978 and encodes 251 amino acids. NCBI's taxonomy places the organism in Eukaryota, Metazoa, Mollusca, Cephalopoda, Octopoda, Octopodidae.